Messenger RNA from Puccinia graminis f. sp. tritici CRL 75-36-700-3, 429 nucleotides. RefSeq lists its product as uncharacterized. The record is from RefSeq and is a predicted model, not a curated record. The coding region runs from base 1 to 429 and encodes 142 amino acids. NCBI's taxonomy places the organism in Eukaryota, Fungi, Basidiomycota, Pucciniomycetes, Pucciniales, Pucciniaceae. The transcript is spliced from 2 exons.
AUGGCUACCCUUGUAUACCACCUCGACACAGACGUUGUGGGGCAUCAAGAGCCACAAAUCAUCAAAAUCCCCAAUCCGGCAAUCAUGAAGGCAAAAGCCCGAGACAUGUUACUCCUCAAAGCCAUGAAAGCACAAGAAGAGGGAGACAAAGAAAAGGCCGACCGUUUCUUUGCCAUGCACGAUUCGCUCCUGAAGGAGAGCGCAACCGUCAUAGCCCAGAAUGCGAACAAGAUCCAAGUGAGGAAAAGCGCCCAGGUGGUCCCCCAGAAGAGGCCUUCACCAGCCGGGGGCACCACCGAAUCUAGAGGAAUCAAAUUCAUCUGGAGCAACUCUAACUCGCACAACAAAGGAGGAUUCACCCCCUACUUUCAUAAGAACAUCUGCGAGCUCAAAGGCCCAAUCCCGCUCACGAUAUUUAAUUGGAAAUAG